AUGGAUGAGCUUGAGCAGGAGAUCUCCGCCGUCGGGGAAUCCACCAAGCACGUCCUUGAUGACAUCAAGCAGUCCCAACAAGUCGACCGAGGCUUGACUGCUGAACAAUUCCAGAUCAUGCAAGAGAAGCAUGACCGCGAGGUAACGGGUUUGCGUAAUUUGGUUAAUGAACUUACUCGUGAAUGCAGGUCUCUUCGAGAAAUGGUACAGCGAGCACUAAUUGGAGAGCCCGAACGCACUCCGAGGGAGCAAAUGAUCAAGGCACCCGAACCAAGCACCUACAAUGGGACUCGGAGUUCCACCGCAGUGGAGUCCUUCCUCUUCGGCAUGGAGCAAUACUUUGACAAUGGAGGAAUCUCGGGGGAACAAAUCAAAAUCAAAGGCGCAGCCAUCUACCUUCGAGACCUCGCCCAAUUGUGGUGGAGACGCACCUUACUGGACCAAGAGCGACCCAUCGUCACUUGGGAUCAGUUCAAGACUGCCCUCCGGCAUCAAUUUGUGCCUACCAAUGCACGAGACGAGAUCCGAACCAAGUUUCGGCGUCUACGUCAAACAGGGAGUAUCGCUGACUAUAUACGUGACUUUACGGCUUUAUUACUUGAACUAGGAGAUGUUUCUGAUCAAGAUGCCUUAUUUCAUUUUAAGGAUGGUCUUAAAGAUUUUGCUAGGAUGGAAGUGGUACGCCGGGAAGCUCACACGUUGAAUGCAGCCAUUGCCAUUGUGGAGAGUCUCACAGAUUACUCCGCAAACCGACCAAACCAACCCUCACAGUCUAAGGAUGGAAACAAGUCACGCUCUCAUCAAACCAACCAAGGACAACCUCCUAAGCAAGCCGACAAAGACAAGGAGAAAGGCAAAGGCAAAGUCUCCGAGGACGAGGAGCUAGCCAUUGUUGGAUCCUUACACCGAUUCAACACCUUGUCCAAGAAGGCAACACCGGGAACUAGCAAGAACAAGGAACCUAUGACCAAAGGACUCCUAUACGCGGACGUCGAAAUCUAUGGUAAACUCGUUCCCGCUAUGUUUGAUACCGGUGCUUCACAUAAUUUCAUGGAUGUAGGUGAGGCGAGUCGAUUGAAGCUUAAGGUGGACAAGAAUGGGGGGACGGUUAAAGCGGUUAACUCUCCGGCCCAAUCCGCUUCCGGCAUUGCUCGCGAUGUCCGGAUCCGCAUUGCCGCCACUGCAAUGGUUAUUGUCGACCAUGACAAGCCAACUGUGGUGCCCCUUCGAUCCGCUCCAUCCACAACCACUCCCACACUCACAGCCAUGCAAUUCAAGCGUGGAGUGAAGAAUCCGGACUGCUUCCUUGCAACAGUCCGUGAGCUCAACAACUCGGACGAGACGGAUGCUUCGGAUCAGCCCACGAUCCCGAGAGAGGUAUGUAAUGUCCUUAACGAGUUUGUUGAUGUGAUGCCAGAGGAGCUGCCCAAGAAGCUUCCUCCAAGGCGUGGAAUCGAUCACGCCAUUGAACUUGUCCCCGGAGCAAAGCCACCGGCGAUGGCCCCCUACCGAAUGGCGCCACUCGAGUUGGCCGAACUCAAGAGGCAACUUGAGGACCUCCUAGACGCCGGGUACAUCCAGCCCUCCAAGGCGCCCUAUGGAGCUUCGGUUCUCUUCCAAAAGAAGAAGGAUGGUUCCUUGCGGAUGUGCAUAGACUACCGCGCACUCAACAAGGUAACCGUUAAGAACAAAUAUCCGAUUCCUUUGAUAGCUGACCUCUUUGAUCAGCUUAAGGACGCACGGAUCUUCUCCAAGCUCGACUUGAGGUCGGGUUAUUACCAAAUUUUUCAUGAUCUCCUUGACAAGUUCGUUGUAGUGUACUUGGACGAUAUUGUUGUGUAUAGUUCGUGUUUGAGUGAGCAUGUAGGUCAUCUUCGAACCGUGUUGAAGAUCCUCCGAGACAACGAGCUGUAUAUCAAACUCGAGAAGUGCUGCUUUGCACAACCCGAGGUCGAGUUCUUGGGCCACUACGUCAAAGACGGACAGUUGCUCAUGGACCCGAAGAAAAUCAAAGCAAUUGCCGAGUGGACCGUGCCAAAGACCUUACCACAACUUCGGUCUUUUCUCGGUCUAGUCAACUACUAUCGGAGAUUCAUCCUUGGAUACUCCUCCAUAGCAGCCCCACUCUCGGAUAUGCUCAAGAAGGACCGCAAAUGGAAGUGA
This is a messenger RNA of Tarenaya hassleriana, 2163 nucleotides long. RefSeq lists its product as uncharacterized. The transcript has 5 exons. The record is from RefSeq and is a predicted model, not a curated record. Bases 1 to 2163 code for a protein of 720 amino acids. NCBI's taxonomy places the organism in Eukaryota, Viridiplantae, Streptophyta, Magnoliopsida, Brassicales, Cleomaceae.